This is a messenger RNA of Acanthamoeba castellanii str. Neff, 1434 nucleotides long. Its product is annotated as solute carrier family protein. Lineage: Eukaryota; Discosea; Longamoebia; Acanthamoebidae. Gene Ontology annotation, biological process: iron ion transmembrane transport. Gene Ontology annotation, molecular function: iron ion transmembrane transporter activity. The coding region runs from base 1 to 1434 and encodes 477 amino acids. Gene Ontology annotation, cellular component: membrane. The transcript is spliced from 8 exons. The record is from RefSeq and is a predicted model, not a curated record.
AUGGAGGCGGCCUAUGAAGCGCUGGGGACCGAGGUGGAGGGGGUGUCGCCCUUCGACGAGCCGGCAUUCAACGGACACGACGAGCUGCAAGAAAUCCACAUGUCCAGCGACAGCUUUCCUCCGUGGACGCAGAGCCAGGACGACGCAGCAGGCCAGCUCGACGACGACGAUGGCGAUGAUGCCCCGCCCGUCCACGCAGGCCAGGCGCAGGGGGGGAUGCCCCAAUUUGAACUCCUCGAGGACGACCACGCAGACGGGACGUGGAUGGGGCGCAUGGUGGAUGAGGUGGACCGCAAGAAGAUCAUCACCUUUUCGCUGAUGGUGCAGAACGGCUGCGUGAUGAUCUGCGCCGUCUUCCUCUACCUCCUCCUCCCCUUCGAGGCACCCCACCCGCCGCUGAGCGAUUGGCGAUUCCUCUCCCUCUUCUUCUCCCUCGUCGCGGUGGGUUCGGUGGCGGCGCUGGCGUCCAUGGCCGAGGACAUUGCGGUGGGCCGCGACUGGGUGGUGGUCCUCACCUCGGGCGAUCGAGACGCCCUCACCGACGCCAAUGCCAUGGUGACACGCAUUAGCCUUUUCUGUAAGGUGGCGGCCCCCGUGGCCUUCUCCCUCGUCAUGUCCAUCACAUCCACCACGGGCAGCUUGAUAUUCGUGUGUAUGUGGAAUGCGGUGUCGAUCCUGCCGGAGCUGUUCUCGCUGCUGCACAUCUACAACGAGGUGCCGGGCCUGCAGAAGAAGAUCGUCGUCAGGCAGUCGCACGGCAACGCCUUCUCGACCCUGUGGGCCGGGUGGCGCGCCUACAUCGCCUCCCGCCGCACCUUCCUCGCCAGCUUCGCCUACGCCCUCCUCUUUUGGACCGCGCUGAGCCCGGGGGCGUUGAUGUCGGCGUACCUGCUGACGCACGGAAUCAACGAAAUCUACAUCGCCCUCUACAUGGGCAUAUCGUCGGUGAUCGGCAUGAUCCCCACCUUCUUCACCUCUCGCCUCUUCAAGCGAUUCGGCAUUGAGAAAACGGGGUUGUACGCGAUCUGGGGCCAGGAUGUGUGCUUGCUGGUGGGUGUUGUGUUCUUCCUGGCGCCCAACGUGGUCCAGUUCGGCCGCCUCGUCGCCGACGGCCAACUCAGCCUCGCCAGCGCAUUGAGCGCGCUCUUCUUGCAAGAGGAGGAGAGCAACAACAACGCCUACACUUCCUGGUCGCUCUGGGAGUAUGUGCCGGCGGAGUCGCGGGGCGUCAUCAACUCGGUGGAGUACUCGCUCACCAACAUCUUCUCGCUCUUCUCGUUCGCGAUGGGCAUCGUGUUCUUCUCGCCGGAGCAGUUCGGCAUCCUCGUCGUCAUUUCCUUCGGCGCAGUCACCGCGGCCGCCCUCUGCUACUCGCGAUGGCUCCAAACCGCAGGAGCCCAGCAUCCGCAGCUCGCCCACACCAACGCCGCAUAG